This is a messenger RNA of Prorocentrum cordatum, 1272 nucleotides long. The record is from the annotation of a GenBank genome assembly. Lineage: Eukaryota; Dinophyceae; Prorocentrales; Prorocentraceae.
AUGGACGCAGCAUUGCUGGUAGGGGCCGACGGAAUCUUCUCGACUGUGCGGCGCCAGCUGAGCCUCCCCGGAGACCGGCUGAACUACCUCGGCUUGAUCGUCGUCCUCGGGUAUGUGCCCACAGGUGGGCCCAGUGGUGGUCUUGGUGAUGAUGGCGGCACACAAUCCGCGACCGCGUUUCCCUUAACCGAGCGCCGCAUUUUCGAGACGGUGGACGGGGUUACGCGCAUCUACGCCAUGCCGUUCACAAAAAGCGUCACUAUGUGGCAGCUGUCUUUUCCAUAUGCAGAGAAAGCUGCGCGGAAGCUGGUGAGGAAUCCAGCAGCCCUGAAGGAAGAAAUAUUGAAGCGCUGUGCUGAAUGGCAUGACCCUGUACCAGCCCUGCUUGCGAACACGCCGUUGGACUGCAUGUCUGGCUACCCGGUGUACGACCGCGACCCGCUGGACCCGGGGGUCCUGCGUUCCGCGGCGGCGCCGCCGGGGGUGGGCGUGCGGCUGCCCCCGCAGCGCCGGGUCACGGUGAUGGGCGAUGCGGCCCACCCGAUGUCCCCGUUCCGAGCGCAGGGGGCCAACCAGGCGCUCGGCGACGCGGUGCUGCUGGCGGAGGCGCUGUGGGACGGGGUCCGAGUGCACGGCCCCGAUGCCGGCCUGGACGCCGCGCUACCGGAGUUCGAGCGGAAGAUGCUGGGCCGAUCCGCCAGGAUGGUGAUCGGGUCACGUGAGAAGGCGAAGGAGAUGCACAGCAACUUGGCCCUGCAGCCAGCACGUAAGGUACAGCGUGAGAGUGGAGUCGACAUGUCUGAAAUCAUCAAAGUGCUUCAAGCCAAAGGCAUCGGGGCCCACAGCGCGGCCGAUCCUCGGGGCUUGGACGCAGUGGUUGCGGAGUUCAUGCGCAUGUCGGAUCCGGGCGGUUCACCGGCAGUUCGUGACAAGGCUAAAGCCAACGUGGUAACAGAUCACAGUCGAAAGACAUCGUCAUUAGCGGUUGAUCGACGUGGCGUUGACGAAAAGAGGCAAAGCAAGGCGUUGAAGCAGAGGCUGCGUCGCCAACGCUGUGACAGACCACAAACGAAAAGGGCAGAGCAAGGAGUUAACGACACGGAGGCCCGCAAGCGGAGAAAGACUGCAGACUCAGCUUCAGAGGCGAAAGCGAUCGAGCACAGGCACGAGGAGCGGCAAGACCAGGAUUGGUGGAAGACAUUGAUGUUCGACGGAUUCACAGGCGAAGAGUGGGAAGCGUGGUAUGCACAAGGGCGCGCGGUCGAAUCAUAA